UGUUGAAUGUGCUUUAAAUAUAUAGUGUGGGUCUGCCCUCAUGGCACAAUACGUACCUGCCCUGGUUCAGGAUUCCCUGGCAGGUGAGGAGAGGUGGACUUGGCCCUGUUGUCAAGACACCUGUGGCUGGCUUGUGUCAAUGAUUAAUGUGGUGACUAAUGAUAGGAAAGGAAGCGAUUAUUGAUGGGGGGGGGGAAGAGAACCUGGAGGCACCUGUCCAGGAGAGAGGAAAAUGGCGCGCGCCUCAAAUUGUUCUCUCUCUGGGGGUCAGUUCCCUUUGUCAUCGGAGAUCUUUCAAGGUCGGCCUCUUCCUGGAGCAGAUGGGCUUCUUCCUGCGCCAUGGCAACAGCUCCCGCCGAACCAGCCUCUCGCUCUGGAUCCUGGGGGUCUAUCCGGUGUUCAGUCUCACUUCCCUCAUUGGUUUGUUCAUCCCUCGUGCUUCCUUCGUCUGUAACUUUGUGGCCUCCAUCUACCACUCCAUCACCCUCUGGAAAUUCCUUGCAUUGAUCAGAGAUUUCUUUGGUGGAUCAGACCGAAUGCUCCAGCAACUGGAGAGCCAGCGUGUUUCUCCAGACCCUUUCCCCUGUUGCUGCUGUUGCUGCCUUCCUGAAAUUGCUGCCAACAGAACAAACUUGCGAUGUAUGACGCUGGCUGUGUAUCAGCUCUCUGUCAUCAGGACCAUCCUCUUUUUCGUCGCGCUUAUCCUCUGGACGGAUGAGAAAUAUGACUAUGGCGAUGUGGGCUACACCAACCCCAACUCUUACAUCUACGCCAUCAUUGCCAUCUCCACAUUCCUAUCCUUCUAUGGCUACUUGCUCUUCUACAAAGCCACCAAGCCAGCGCUCAACGGCUACAACUUGCGCUCCAAAUUCGUCUGCAUCAUCUUGGUUCUCGUCCUCUGCGGCCUGCAGAGUGGGAUCCUGGAGACCAUGGGGGCAGUGGGGGCCAUCCCUUGCAGCCCGCCUCUCUCCCCAGUUACACGCUCCCAAGUGAUCUACUACUAUUCCCUGGCUGUCGAGAUGUUCUUCAUCGGCAUAUUUGCCCAUUACUCUUUCCGAAGAGCCGAGCCGCAGCUGGACACUCAGCAGGUCACCCGCCACCGAGCCUCCCAGACUGAGGGCCCCCCAUCUGGACGCUGCAGCCCGGGAGACGACGCAUCCAUGGAGGGAGCCAACCCAGGCUACCUGGGUGAGGAGUCUCUGUGUACCAUAGAGCACUCUCCGCUGGACCGGUUUGAUUUCAUUGUGGGGGGGCCUGUGGAUGGCUGGCGGGAGAGCUGGGGGCCAGGCAUCCUGAGGACAGGGCCUCCACGGGCAGAUGGCCUGAAAGCCAGCUCCUCGCUCCAAAGUACUGUCGCAGAAUCACCGCCAGCUGGAAUCCAAAUCCAUGCCCAGGUGGCCAAACUGAAUGGUGAAGGGGUCACUGUUGUGUAGCCCUCAGUCUCCAGGGAACGGUCCUCCCUUUCGUGGCAACACCUGGAUUCUGAGGAAACAAGGACAACUGACCUGAGGAAAACAGGAUGGAGGGCAGAUGACAGCAGCAACCAUGAACUCC
Messenger RNA from Lacerta agilis (Sand lizard), 1554 nucleotides. RefSeq names its product organic solute transporter subunit alpha-like. Gene Ontology annotation, biological process: transport. Gene Ontology annotation, molecular function: transporter activity. The record is from RefSeq and is a predicted model, not a curated record. The transcript is spliced from 7 exons. Lineage: Eukaryota; Metazoa; Chordata; Lepidosauria; Squamata; Lacertidae. Bases 159 to 1433 code for a protein of 424 amino acids.